CGAAUAGUUGAGUGCAAGCAAUUUCGUGCUUUGUGAAACAACUUUUUGAUUUAAAAUAUGAGAUUUUCAUGUAAAGAACCAGCAGUACAAUUUAGAAUAUGUGAAUAAUUUGGGCGAUCCAGUGCAAGUUGUCAGAGACACAAGUUUGGUUUAAAGAACUUUUUUGGAAUAUUAAGCAGUUGAAUCAUAUCGCAAGUGUAGUACUGCACACUUGAUGGGCAUCAAACCACUCGCUUGAGAGUUGACUAAAAUUUGUGCUAAAAAUGUGGUAACAAAAAUCUGAUGGAAAUCAACAUCAGUUUAACAUAAAAUACUUUUUACUGUUGAAAAAAAAAAAAAAAAGGAUGGAAAACAACAAUCUGUACCAUCGUCUGUUUUUUGCUUGCCCGCUCUGUAAUAAGACCAGACCAUUGAAGGGUUUAGGCAUUUCCUUAUCAUGUUGCAGAUUUGAACGCCGAUGUCAGUAUUUUAUCGCGCCCGGUAAAGCGCACAAGUCGGUCCGUCCUGCGCGCGCGGAAGUUCAUUUCCCGUUCAGCCACUUCAGUUGCGUACGGGCAAGGUAACGCUAGAUGCUGUGCUAAGGCUAGGCACAUCGGUCUAACGUACUGCUCCACUAGGUAGGGAAAAGUUGGGAUCUACAUUUACCGGACGGCUUCGGUUCGGUCCGACAUGGCGGAGACGGCUAAGGGGAGACUCAAGUUCUCUCAAACUUCCUGCUAUCUCUGCAGCGCAUGGCUCGACGAUAGUGACGUUGAGGAACAUCUGCGCACUUGCCGCCAGCAGCGAACAGUGUGCCCGAACAGUUGCGGUACGAUCGUCGCGUUCAAAGAUUUACAACUGCAUCGAAACACUUGCCCGAACGGUUACGGUGCCCAGAUGGAGGACGAAUCUACAUUCAGUAGCGGCCAGGACCCAUCAACGUCCACCGGAAACGAAUCCGAGCCGGUACUGCAGCAGAACGAAGCGCUUACGUUGGGCCAGGUGUUGACAUCGCUCGAAAAUGAGUUGAAAUGUAUGAAGCUGGUAAUGGCGGAGCAUUCGAACUAUAAGCAUUACGUCCAUACGGAGCUGGCCCGACUGUCGAAGUACUUCGAUGUGUCUCAGAAGUGGACCACCAAGGUGUACGAUUCGAUUGUGUCGCUGAACAAGCUGUGCUAUCAGGAGAAGAUCCAGCGUACGCUGGAGCUGACUGCAGUCCAGCAAAAGCUUCUGUCAAAUGAAAUCUGGAACCUGGAUAUUGGGAAUCGGUUCGACCGUGUGGAGGAGGCAUUAUUUUUCCUCAACCAGAAGGACACUCCUGAGGCUGGCGAUAACGAUCGCACUGAUGCAACUGCAGCAGAGCCAUCUGGAUUACAGAAUGUAUCGCCGAACGACGAGGAUGAUACGACGACUGAUGAUGCGCUAACUUCAACGAUUUCAAAGUUGAAGCUAGAUGUGGCAGCGCAAACGGCUUCCGAACCACUGCAAGCCACAACCUCUAAUAUGGCCAGCCAGGCCGUAUCGACCUCGCAACUGGUGCAGCAAGUGAUCGAAGAGUUUAAAGUCCAGUACGCCAACACGAACGUCGAAGUGAAGGAUAUCAAGGUCCGGUUGUUUGAGUUCGAGGAACGUCUGCAGGCACUGGAGAAGCUGAUCGAGCGUUACCGGCGCGAAACGUACCACACCAAGCAACGGUCGGAAGAGUUGCAGCACAACUUAAUGUGGGCAAACGGUCGCAAUAAUCUGGCGAGCGAUAAUGGACACGUCAUCUGGCGCAUCGACAACUUUGCGCAGAAGCUGCAGGAUUCGAAGGCGCUGGAAUCGAUGAUAAAGGGACCGAUCUUUACCAAUCAACCGUACGGGUAUAUGCUGCAGAUGGAAGCCAGCCCUUACGGUAUCGGGACCUGGCGCGGACGUAACUUGAUCGCCGGUCUGACCGUUAUCCCGGGACCGUACGAUGAUCUGCUGGAGUGGCCCUGCCGACUGACCGCCACACUGAUCCUGCGCGAUCAACCGGAAAAGCGUGAAGAUGCCAGGAACGUCUGCAAGCCGAUAGUGGCGAAGGUGAAGGGUCAGCGUGAUCCGAACCAGCACUACGUGUACAUCUCGCACGAAAUACUGUUCGCGAACAACUAUCUGAACAAGGACACCAUCUUCCUGGAGCUGAUCAUUACAAGUGAGGAGGGCAAAAGCACCAUCUAGGCAGUGGAGAUGAUGCGACUGCUUUUGACUCUCAUCAGAACAGAAGGCGACGGCGGUGACUUGUAACUCAUCUAUAUUCGACAACUCGGCGAGGCAAUGCUGGCUUCUACUCACCGCAUCACCAAUCGAUCUGGUGAAGUUUUUUUGUUGCUUUCAGCACAUCCUUCAGUCUUUUACACCUAUCUUUUCGCUGCUUCACUUACCUUCGUAGAAUGCGCCUGACGAAUGCUCUCAAGCAAGAGUCUUCUGCCGACCUUCUGUUUGAUUCUUGCUGACGUAUAUUUGUUUACAGUUUCGCUUUCAUUAUCAGACGCUACCCGCACUGCAGCAGGGUGUCUUAUCUUAUCGAUUUAGAUUUAAGUUAUGGAUCUGCUUUCGUAGUGUGCCGUUCAUGCUAUCUACAGCAACCACCACCAGUGCAGAAUAUCUAGCAUUGUACGGCACGUGCGGGCAGCAGUACACAAUGAAUGCCUAUGACAUUCAUAUUAUCCGACACCUACAGGUGUAGCACGUAGAGUUAGGAAACCGCUUGCGUUAGAUAGUACAGUGCACGCUUUUUUUUUUAAAUACUAAACGCACUAAGUCUUCAUGGGAACUCAGAUUUUAGCACUAUUCAAAACAUUUGAGACAGAACUGCUAGAAUUCUUGGAACUCUGGCCUGACAGAUAUUCAAGAUCUUCAUCAGAAAAGUAAUAUAAACUCCGAGAAGUUUUUUGAGAGCCAGAACUCAUACGUUUGAUACAGAACUGCAGGAACUCUUAUAAUUUUGGUUCUAAAAAUAUUCAAGGCCUUCUUCAGAGUAAAGCAAUAGAGACCUCGAAAAGUCUUCUGAGUACUAGAAACAAACAUUUUAUACAAAACUACUGCAACUCUUGGAACUCUGGCCUCAAAGAUAUCCAAGAUCUUCUUCAGAAAAGCAAUAGAAACUCCGAGAAGUUUUUUGAGAGCCGGAACACAUACAUUUGAUGCAGAACUGUUAGAAUUCUUGGAGUUCUUGUUUUAUAGAUGGUUCAAGGCGUUGUUCAAAAAUGCAAUAGAAACCUCGAAAAGUCUUUUAUGUACUUAAAGCACGCAACUAACAUCGGAUGUAACAUGACUUCCCUGAAAGGCUUAUAUUAAAAAAAAAAAAAUUGGGCCAACCAAA
Anopheles stephensi (Asian malaria mosquito) is the source of this 3325-nucleotide messenger RNA. It is a transcript of the gene Traf-like, whose product is annotated as TNF receptor-associated factor 1. Lineage: Eukaryota; Metazoa; Arthropoda; Insecta; Diptera; Culicidae. Gene Ontology annotation, cellular component: plasma membrane signaling receptor complex; cytoplasmic side of plasma membrane. Gene Ontology annotation, biological process: protein K63-linked ubiquitination; positive regulation of JNK cascade; tumor necrosis factor-mediated signaling pathway. Gene Ontology annotation, molecular function: tumor necrosis factor receptor binding; ubiquitin protein ligase binding. Bases 670 to 2181 code for a protein of 503 amino acids. The transcript is spliced from 4 exons. The record is from RefSeq and is a predicted model, not a curated record.